Perkinsus marinus ATCC 50983 is the source of this 156-nucleotide messenger RNA. RefSeq lists its product as hypothetical. The record is from RefSeq and is a predicted model, not a curated record. The annotation marks the transcript as partial. The transcript has a single exon. NCBI's taxonomy places the organism in Eukaryota, Perkinsozoa, Perkinsida, Perkinsidae.
AUGGAACACGACUCGACAGGAGUGUGUAACAGCUUCACUGAGUUGAUGUACAUCAAACGUGACGAUCUUCGUGAGAAAAUAAUCGCAGCAGCUGAUGGGCUCACGCUGUACUUGGAAAUGAAGGCGGUUGUUUGUCUAGAGAGGGAACGAUUUGAG